Lolium perenne is the source of this 492-nucleotide messenger RNA. Lineage: Eukaryota; Viridiplantae; Streptophyta; Magnoliopsida; Poales; Poaceae. The record is from RefSeq and is a predicted model, not a curated record.
AUGGUCGGCCAGAUCGGUUAUGUGCUGGUCGAGCCAGACCAGCACCUAACCCUAACCCCGUGCCCAUCUCCCCCGAGCCCGAGCUCUCCUCCACCCCCUGCCCGCGCGCUGCCACCUUCUCCGCCCGCCGCCACCUUCCCAGUCGCCGGCAACCAACUCUCCGCCACCCGCCGCCCUCCUCCCGAGUCCCCUGCUCCCCUCCACCUCUGCAACCACCUCCCCGCCGCCACCUCCACCUCCCCCAAGCUCCCCUCCACCUCCCAAGCACCUCCCUCGAGCUCCUGCGCCGCCGCCCCGCACGAGCACGUACAACCGCAACAGCCGUGCAGCCCCCCGGUGCAGCAGCAGCAGCCGCUCGCCGCCCCCGCAAGCAGCGAGCCGCGCCGCCCUGCGCCAGCACCUACAACAACAGCAGCAGCCAUGCCCCCCGUGCAGCAGCAGCCGCGCCGGCCCCGUGCCCCGACCCGCCGGCCCCUGCCUCCUCUUCGGUGA